CUACUCACUCGUUCUCCAUUAUUCUCUUCCAGCUCAUCAUCUAGACCAAUAUUCUCUCUAUAGACUCUCUAGGGCUUGACUAUGACUUUGUAAGGCACGAUAGUCCUGAUAAUCGCCUGCAACCUCGUUUAGCUUUCUCCGUCGCCAAUCACUGUCGAUUACAUUUUUCUCCAUGGCCUCCAAGACAUUGGAAGCGCGCCUUGAGCGCCUUUCCGUCAAAGACGAAAAUGACAGCGGACACAAUGGCGGUAGCUACCCGAAACCUAAGAGCUCCCUAUCAACAGCUAUGUCCCUUUCGGGCCUUGGAGCUGCAGGGCAAUAUAGCGGCUCCAAUCGAUCCAACCUGCUGAAGCUAGCCCUACAAAAUACCAAUGACAACAAAGUCAAUGCCAUGAACGUUGCUCAGUCCCCUACAAAGGGCUCCCAGAACACCUUACCGAGUCGCAACCUAGAUGAGAAUGGAGAGCAACGACACCCUAACCCGCUAUAUGAUCAACCGGCACCAAAGAAGCUGCACCUUGGAAUGUUUGAAAUUGGAAAGCCUUUGGGAAAAGGGAAGUUUGGUAGGGUGUACCUGGCCAAAGAGCGGUCUUCUGGUUUUGUAUGUGCGCUCAAAGUCCUACACAAAUCUGAGCUGCAGCAGGGUGGAGUGCAGAAGCAAGUCCGCCGGGAAAUCGAGAUUCAGAGCAAUCUUCGUCAUCCGAAUGUUCUAAGGCUCUACGGACACUUCCAUGACAGCAAGCGGAUCUUUUUGAUUCUCGAAUUUGCCGGCCGGGGGGAGUUAUAUAAACACCUUCGCAAGGAACAUCGAUUCCCUGAAUGGAAAGCUGCCCAGUACAUCGCCCAAAUGGCUGCUGCCUUGAAAUACCUUCACAAGAAGCAUGUCAUGCAUCGUGAUAUCAAACCCGAGAAUAUCCUAGUCGGCAUCCACGGGGAAAUCAAGAUCAGUGACUUUGGAUGGAGUGUACAUGCACCCAACAACCGGAGGCAAACAAUGUGUGGAACAUUGGACUACCUUCCUCCCGAGAUGCUCAAGCCGGGUUCACAGGAUAAUUACUACAAUGAAAAAGUCGAUCUGUGGAGCUUGGGUGUUUUGACCUACGAAUUUCUUGUUGGAGAAGCUCCCUUUGAGGACACCCCUGUUAUGACACAGAGGCGGAUUGCAAGAGCGGAUAUGUCGGUUCCCUCAUUUGUGAGCCCUGAGGCGAGAGAUCUUAUCAAACGGCUUCUUGUUCUGGAUCCUGAGAAGCGAAUCUCUCUUGAUGAAAUCCAGAGGCAUCCCUGGAUUCUUAAACACUGUGUUAAGGAUGAGCGAACCAUGAAGCGCAGUUCUGGUUCUGCUUCGUCAAAGGAUGCCAAACAAUAAUGUAAUACUCAUGCAUUCAUGGCGCUUUGGUGUUGAGACGUGUGGUCUUUCCCUGCCACUCCAACCAGUGGCCUUUUUCCGAUUUAUUUCGUGUGGAAUGCGUUGAGCAUGCUGGAGUUUUACG
Molecule: messenger RNA, 1490 nt
Organism: Aspergillus welwitschiae
Lineage: Eukaryota; Fungi; Ascomycota; Eurotiomycetes; Eurotiales; Aspergillaceae
Product: aurora family serine/threonine-protein kinase
Exons: 3
Coding region: 173-1366 (397 amino acids)
Biological process (GO): mitotic spindle organization; regulation of cytokinesis; protein phosphorylation
Cellular component (GO): spindle microtubule; chromosome passenger complex; spindle pole centrosome
Molecular function (GO): ATP binding; protein kinase activity
Source: RefSeq, a predicted model, not a curated record